Messenger RNA from Ochotona curzoniae (black-lipped pika), 1348 nucleotides. RefSeq names its product ubiquitin conjugating enzyme E2 G2 (gene UBE2G2). The transcript is spliced from 6 exons. The coding region runs from base 34 to 531 and encodes 165 amino acids. The record is from RefSeq and is a predicted model, not a curated record. Gene Ontology annotation, cellular component: endoplasmic reticulum; cytosol. NCBI's taxonomy places the organism in Eukaryota, Metazoa, Chordata, Mammalia, Lagomorpha, Ochotonidae.
CUGUGUCGCUGUGGAGGCUGCGGUGGCCGGGCCAUGGCGGGGACGGCGCUCAAGCGGCUCAUGGCCGAGUACAAGCAAUUAACCCUGAAUCCUCCAGAAGGAAUUGUGGCAGGCCCCAUGAACGAAGAGAACUUCUUUGAAUGGGAGGCGUUGAUCAUGGGCCCAGAAGACACCUGCUUUGAAUUUGGAGUUUUUCCUGCCAUCCUGAGUUUCCCUCUUGAUUAUCCGUUAAGCCCCCCGAAGAUGAGAUUCACCUGUGAGAUGUUUCACCCCAACAUCUACCCUGACGGAAGAGUCUGCAUUUCCAUCCUGCACGCACCGGGAGAUGACCCCAUGGGCUAUGAGAGCAGCGCCGAGCGCUGGAGCCCGGUGCAGAGUGUGGAGAAGAUCCUGCUGUCCGUGGUGAGCAUGUUGGCAGAGCCCAAUGACGAGAGUGGAGCGAAUGUGGAUGCUUCCAAAAUGUGGCGUGAUGACCGGGAGCAGUUCUACAAGAUCGCCAGGCAGAUCGUGCGCAAGUCCCUGGGGUUGUGAGGCGCCGUGUGCGCACGCGCCUGGCAGUGCUGGAUCGGCAGGACUCCGGGUGACAGGGACACUGCGGCACCUAACAGGCACUCGGGCAGAGCCACCGCGUCUCGCUUCUUACCCUCCCCACCCCUCAGCCUCUGCUGAGCUGGCGUCCGCGGCUCGUCGCAGCCAGGGCCGCCGGCCGUCACUACCUCUCCCCGUGGAGGCCGCUGCCGUGGCUUCCCUUCCCUCCCCUCCCGGGUGAGGCGGGCCCCAGGAGGCGUCUCUUGCCUCCUUUCCGGCUGUUUCUCACCGUCUGGCUGUGGCGUGAGCUGGCACGUGGAGCCGCCUUCUAGAAGUCCAUUCCAUAGCCUGUGGUUGGUGGACGUGAGCAGUGUGGGGCCCUGGGGGCAGGGCCGAGGCCAUGGAGGCGGGAGCCUGCGGCCGGGAGGGGCCGUGCCUUACCCCCACCCCGCAGUGGCCCCACGGGCUGCACUUGGGCGGCUGCGCGGCCGGGGCCUGGAGGUGACGUCACAGCAAUAACACAUCUGCGUGCAGAGUCCUCGCGGUCACAUUUCCAUAGGAGUUUCUAUUUUUGAAAUAAGGGGUGGGUGUCCUCUCAUCUCCCCUGCCCUUUGCUGCCGUCUGUGCCCUGGCGGUGGCACCCACGGGGCUGGCUCCUCCUCGCUUCUGGGGCGAGAACAGACUGCGCACGCGGGCAGGGGGGGAGGGGCGGGCUCUACAAACAGGUGUUUCUACACGUUUGUAUUUAUUAGAUGCCCGCCCGCCCCUGUUCUGUAGAAUUUAAUUACUGUGUUGCAAAUAAAGUUGUCUAUUUUCCCCA